AUGAAGGUGCAGGCCACUGUCGCGUGCCUCCUACUAGUCACUGUGCCGUCGUGCACAGGGUCUGUCCUACGCUCGAAACAGAAAGGUUUUUUCGAUGUGGUAGCACAGACUGCGUUGCAAGCGGCAGGGGGCGCACUGCAAGGCAUUCAUGGGGCUCUGGCAAGUGCAGCUGGUGUCCAACCUGUGGCGGAAAUGGCCCCUCCACCGCCUUCUCUUAAUUUACCAGAACUGAAUGAAGAUCAGGCUCGAAAAAUUGACACUAUGCAGAAGAUCUUGGAGAAAAAGCUGCAGCACGCAAACGAACUAAAGGAGAAACUCCUGGCCGAUGUAGCGUACAUGAAAGAGAAAGGCUUGCUCGAGAAACCAACAGGAAUGGCAGCCCUUCAAGCCGCCGCCCCGACAGCAACUGAAGCUGCUGCCACGCUUGAAGGAUUCGAGGCCCCUAUUAUUUUCUUGGAGCCUCCGCCGGUUUCCCCCAAACAGCAGCUCGAUGCUGCAACAUCUGCAGAGGCCGCGCUGCACAUGAGUGGCGACGAUGCCAGCCCUGUAAUGAAGAAAGUGAAGGAAUACGAGAGGAAGAAGCUCGGCAUGAUAUCUGCCAAUACCCUUGAUGAAGUUCGCCGGGAGAUCCAACAAGUUCAGGCGGACAUCAAGAAACGAAAAGUAGAGCGUGAUGAACUGUACCAAAAGCUGAAGAAAAGCGGGCGCGAGCUGGCAAAGACCGGCUCAAAGAGGCUUCAGACUGAGGUCACGUUCGCCAAUAACGACUUGAAGGAAAAAGAUAAAGAACUCGAUAUUCUAGCGGACAAGCUGAUGAAGCUGAAACAGCAAGAAGCUACAUUGAUCAGAACCAAGGUAUCCCCAUUAUACUUCCAACGCUCUCAUACCACGAUGCAUGAUCGAACAGGGACCAGGAGAAGAAGCGACACAGGAAGAAGGUACACGGAGCCUCACACGUGUGAAAGACGACAGCACGAAAGUAUAUCCCUUUCAGAGGCGGAAGAGGAGGAAGAGGAUGAACUGGCAGAAGACUGA
This is a messenger RNA of Besnoitia besnoiti, 1035 nucleotides long. RefSeq lists its product as uncharacterized. Lineage: Eukaryota; Apicomplexa; Conoidasida; Eucoccidiorida; Sarcocystidae. Bases 1 to 1035 code for a protein of 344 amino acids. The record is from RefSeq and is a predicted model, not a curated record. The transcript is spliced from 9 exons.